GCGCGGACGAGAGCAGCCAGCGCCCACCGACACCCGCCGCCACCGCCCCCCUCCUCGACCCCAGCAAGCACGCGCAAUGGCCCCCACGAAAAAGUCCAAGGCGGCAAAGUCCACCGAGUCCAUCGCCUCCCGUCUCGCCCUCGUCGUCAAGUCGGGCAAGUACUCCCUCGGCUACAAGUCUGCCCUCAAGCAGAUGCGCAGCGGCAAGGCUAAGCUCGUCCUGAUCGCCGGCAACUGCCCGCCCCUCCGCAAGUCGGAGCUCGAGUACUACGCCAUGCUCUCCAAGACGUCCGUGCACCACUUCCAGGGCACGAACGUCGCACUCGGCACCGCCGCCGGCAAGCUCUUCCGGGUCGGUGUCAUGACCGUCAGCGACCCCGGAGACAGCGACCUCCUCGCCGUCGCUGAGGGCCAGGCCUCGUAAAAUGCUAAACGGCUUAAUGGCCAGGGUCACGAGUACAUUAUGACACGCUGUUGUAUGCGCCUAUACUUGCUUUCGAUGCACUAUGGAUACAGCCAUGCCGCAUUGGUACGGACGGCAGAUUCAGUCCGACAGGACGGCUUCUCAUGUGCUCUAUGAAGGCCUGCUCUCUGUCUAAGUAUUACGGUAGAUUCGUCAUAAGUUUCCUUUAGAAAGUGACGCGACCGAACGCAGAAGCGUGCUUAGAUCCUUUGACUGCAAUAAGCUUGUGGAUGGCUGGGAGUGUAUAUACAUGGUUCGUUGACGACUGCGAAUGCAGUACCUGACAUUUGUCGGUCAUUCUGGGUACUGAAAUACUGAAU
Molecule: messenger RNA, 783 nt
Organism: Fomitopsis serialis
Lineage: Eukaryota; Fungi; Basidiomycota; Agaricomycetes; Polyporales; Fomitopsidaceae
Product: 60S ribosomal protein L30
Exons: 3
Coding region: 77-424 (115 amino acids)
Cellular component (GO): cytosolic large ribosomal subunit
Molecular function (GO): structural constituent of ribosome; RNA binding
Source: RefSeq, a predicted model, not a curated record